Emiliania huxleyi CCMP1516 is the source of this 642-nucleotide messenger RNA. RefSeq lists its product as hypothetical. Gene Ontology annotation, biological process: vesicle-mediated transport; intracellular protein transport. Lineage: Eukaryota; Haptophyta; Isochrysidales; Noelaerhabdaceae. The record is from RefSeq and is a predicted model, not a curated record. Gene Ontology annotation, cellular component: clathrin coat of trans-Golgi network vesicle; clathrin coat of coated pit. Gene Ontology annotation, molecular function: structural molecule activity. The coding region runs from base 1 to 642 and encodes 213 amino acids. The transcript is spliced from 7 exons.
AUGGAGGACGAACUCGGACUGAGCGAGCCGACGUCGGCGCCAUCGGAUCCGUUUGGCAUGGAGGGCAUGGGUAUGGGUGGUGCGCCACCGCUCGACGGCGGCCUCGCCGAUGACUCGCCGCUCGGCGGGAUGGGAGAGAUGGACGCGAUGGGCGGCAUGCCGAUGGACGGCGGCAUGGGCGACAUGGGCGGCAUGCCGAUGGACGGCGGGCAGCGGGUAAUGGGCGGCAUGGGCGGCAUGGGCGGCAUGGGCGGCAUGGGCGGCAUGGGCGGCAUGGGCGGCAUGGACUCGGCCCCGCCCGACUUUUCGAUGCCCACCGAGAACAAGCUCGCCGAGCGUGCUUCGGUCGCCGCAGCGGCACUGUCCGAGAAGCAGGCCGAGGCGCGGAGCGCGCUCGACCAGUUUUACGCGGAGCGGAAGGUGAAGAGCGAGGCCAAGGCAAAGAGCAACAAGGAGGAGGAGGCGCCCUUCUUCCUGCGUUCGCCAGCGCUACGCGCGUCCUUCGUGGCCGACCGCGACGCGACAAUGGCCACGGACAGCUGGGAGUCGGAUGGCGAGAAAGACAACCCAAAGCCGGUGGACCGUAUGCGCGGGAUGCUCUUCAAGCUCAAGGCGGCGCCCGCGGCUGGGGUGGCGUUCUGA